AUGAAGCUGAAGCUGCCGAACCCGGGUCUGGAAGACCGGAUUCCAAGCCACCAGCAGCUGGAGAAGCUGGAGGUGGAGGAGGCUGGGGAGAGACCCAAAUGGGACAACAAAACCCAGUACAUGCUGACCUGUGUGGGUUUCUGUGUCGGUCUGGGGAACGUCUGGAGGUUCCCUUACCUGUGCCAGAGCCACGGAGGAGGAGCGUUCAUGAUCCCCUUCCUGAUCCUGCUGGUUCUGGAGGGAAUCCCACUUCUCCACCUGGAGUUUGCAAUUGGCCAGCGCCUGAGGAAGGGCAGUGUGGGAGUGUGGACAGCCAUUCACCCCUAUCUCACUGGUGUUGGAAUUGCAUCCAUGUUGGUCUCCUUCCUGGUUGGAAUGUACUACAACACCAUCAUUGCCUGGGUGAUGUGGUACUUCUUCAACUCUUUCCAGAACCCAUUGCCUUGGAGUCAAUGUCCUCUUACUGGAAACCACACAGCAAUGGUGCCAGAGUGUGCACGGAGCUCCCCAGUGGACUACUUCUGGUACAGGGAGACGCUCAACACCUCGGCCGCCAUAGAGGAUGCUGGUGGCUUGCAGUGGUGUUUGGUCCUGUGCCUGUUGUGCGCCUGGAUUGUGCUCUAUGUCUGCUGCAUCCGGGGUAUUGAGACCACUGGCAAGGCUGUGUACGUGACUUCCACCCUGCCCUAUGUGGUCCUCACCAUCUUCCUCAUACGAGGCUUAACUCUUAAAGGUUCUGUGAGUGGGAUAAAGUUCCUCUUUACCCCAGAUGUGACGGAACUAGCAAAUCCAGCUACCUGGCUAGAUGCAGGAGCACAGGUGUUCUAUUCCUUCUCCUUGGCCUUUGGGGGUCUCAUCUCUUUCUCCAGCUACAACUCUGUGCACAACAACUGCGAGCAAGACGCUGUGAUUAUUUCACUAAUUAACGGUUGCACUUCCGUUUACUCUGCCACUGUUAUAUAUUCCAUCAUUGGCUUCCGUGCUACAGAAAAGUAUGAAGACUGCAUGGCCAGAAACAUUGUGGAACUGAUGAAUGUCUUUGACUAUUCUGAGGGCAGCAUCACAGAAAAUACUUACGAACAAGUUCUCCAGAAUUUAACCAUUACAUCUCCAUGGAUUGUCAAAGGUCUAAAGCUGAAGACCUGUGACAUGCAGACUUUCCUCAGUGAGGGUGUUGAAGGCACUGGCUUGGCCUUCAUUGUGUUCACAGAGGCGAUCACCAAGAUGCCCAUAUCUCCUCUGUGGUCCAUCCUGUUCUUCAUCAUGCUCUUCUGCUUAGGGUUGUCAACCAUGUUCGGUAACAUUGAGGGUGUGACUGUACCUCUGCAAGACCUCAAUAUCUUCCCUAAAAAGUGGCCCAAAGAGGUUCUCACAGGUGUGACUUGUCUGGUAUGCUUCCUCAUUGCCCUCAUAUUUGUACAGAAAUCAGGGAACUACUGGCUGGCACUUUUUGACAGCUUUGCUGGUUCCAUUCCAUUACUGAUUAUUGCCUUCUGUGAGAUGGUGGCUGUGGUUUACCUCUAUGGGAUAGACAAGUUUAACAAGGACAUUGAGUUCAUGAUUGGCCACAAGCCCAACAUUUUCUGGCAGGUCACAUGGAGGGUUCUCAGCCCUCUGAUCAUGCUGGUCAUUUUCCUCUUCUACUUUGUAAUUAAAGUCAGACAAGAAGCUACAUAUCUUGCCUGGAACCCCGAAUCGGAGUUCUUCCCAACUCUGGUGAAGCCGUCUUACCCAAACUGGGCCUACAUUGUAAUAUUCCUCUUAGCUGGUGUUCCAAGCCUUGCCAUCCCUUUCAUGGCUGCACUCAAAUUUUUCAGAGACUGUAGAAGGAAGAGACACAAUGACUACAAAACCAAAGAGAUUACCACCAUCUCCCUAUAA
Messenger RNA from Scleropages formosus (Asian bonytongue), 1881 nucleotides. RefSeq names its product sodium-dependent neutral amino acid transporter B(0)AT1-like. Gene Ontology annotation, cellular component: plasma membrane; apical plasma membrane; brush border membrane. The coding region runs from base 1 to 1881 and encodes 626 amino acids. Gene Ontology annotation, biological process: neutral amino acid transport; nitrogen compound transport; sodium ion transmembrane transport. The record is from RefSeq and is a predicted model, not a curated record. Lineage: Eukaryota; Metazoa; Chordata; Actinopteri; Osteoglossiformes; Osteoglossidae. Gene Ontology annotation, molecular function: neutral L-amino acid transmembrane transporter activity. The transcript is spliced from 12 exons.